Drosophila nasuta is the source of this 1261-nucleotide messenger RNA. Its product is annotated as regucalcin-like. Bases 102 to 1073 code for a protein of 323 amino acids. NCBI's taxonomy places the organism in Eukaryota, Metazoa, Arthropoda, Insecta, Diptera, Drosophilidae. Gene Ontology annotation, biological process: L-ascorbic acid biosynthetic process. Gene Ontology annotation, molecular function: gluconolactonase activity; calcium ion binding. The record is from RefSeq and is a predicted model, not a curated record. The transcript has a single exon.
ACAAUUUAUAGCAUGCCAUAAUCACAUAAAUUUGAAAUUAAAUUUAAUAUUCUCAUUUAAAAUGAACAGAAUGAUAUUUUUAGUCUCCCACUUUUGCGGAUAUGUUUCGUGUAUUAAUCAAUAAAUAUUUGGCACACAGCGUCGCACAAAAUUCGCGAACAAUAUGUUACCGAGUGGAACCUCUGCCCGACUCCUUGGCCAGUCUGGGCGAGGGACCCCACUGGGAUGCUGCCAGGCAGAGUCUCUACUAUGUGGAUUUGCCUGUGGGUGGUUUGCUCCGCUACGAUUACAGGGAGAACAAGGUGUAUAGGACACAGAUUGAGGGAGAGAAGCUGGCCAGCUUUGUGCUGCCCGUGGAGUGCAACUUGGAGGAGUUUGCCGUUGGCUGUGGUCGACGCGCUGUCAUCGUCAACUGGGAUGGAGUCGCCCCUUGUGCAAAGGUGAGGCGCACGCUGUUCGAAGUGCAGCUGGACAAGCCACAGAAUCGUUUUAAUGACGCGAAAACCGAUCCGAACGGACGUCUCUUUGCGGGUACUAUGCUCUAUGGACCCGAGGAGUUUGAGCGACGUGAAGGAGAACUCUAUCGCUGGCAAGCCGGUGGCAAAGUGGAGCUGGUAAAAAACGACGUUGGUAUUUCCAACGGACUCGCCUGGGACAAGAAAUCUAAAAAGUUUUACUACGUGGAUACCACCGACUACGAGGUCAAGUCCUAUUGCUAUGACAUUGAGACCGGCUGCAUUGACAAACCCAAAGAGAUCUACAAUUUUCGCAAGACUAGCCCCAAGGAUCAUAUUCAGCCCGAUGGCAUGACCAUCGACACCGAUGGCAACAUCUAUGUGGCCACUUUUAAUGACGCCGCCGUCUAUAAGAUUGAUCCAAGGUGCUGCAAGUUGCUGCAAAAGAUCAAGCUGCCUACUAUGCAGAUAACUUCAGUGGCUUUUGGUGGACCCAAUUUGGACAUUCUCUUUGUUACCACAGGAGCUAAGCAUGGAGAACCUGCACCAGCUGGCACCACCUACCAGGUGAUGGGACUUAAUGUUCAAGGCUAUGCUGGCGUGAGUCUUAAGAUCUAAAUCCGAAGUUAAAUUUGAAAAAUUUCACGUAAAAAAUUGAGCAAAACAAAGCGGCGGAUUCAGAAAGUUUGAAAAUCCAGGGUCUAGUGUAGUCUAUACAAGUUAUUGAGUAUAAAAAUUUAUGUUUGUGAUGGUUCUUUAUGUCACUUGUAUUCAUAUUGGAAUUUGUAUAUUGUAGCAGAAAUACA